AUGGGAGGGGUAGAAGAAGAAAUAGUAGUGGAGUGCUACCCGUUGAGGGUUUAUACUCGAAAUGAUUUCUAUAUGAACAGACCUUCUUUGUCAAUGAGAGGAAAAGAGUUUUUUAGACAUAUCUACCAUCCAAUCGAAGGACCACAUGUGUUGGUGAACCAGACGGUAGUGCAGGAACAUACAUAUGAAUGCAAUGUCCCUUUACCGGCGAGUGCUAUGCGUAGCAUAGAGCAUCUUCAACAAAGCAUUGCUGCAGCGGAACCUCCGGUGAAUGAACGAAUCAUAAACCCUCAAUUUAUGCAUCUUAAUGAGACUUGGGAGGAAGUUGUUCAUGUCCUCUCUCAACAUGUCAAUAACACUGGAGCGUUAACGGGACGAGACCCGUUCAUGGUGGAAGCUGAAGACGCUUUUGGCACAAUAUACCUCAUAAGAGAGGAAAAUGGGUGGAGGAGUGGAGACUGGCGCCAAUACCAACCUCCGCAGGAUGAGGAAACAAAUUGUAACAUUUGUGGAGACGAUAUCACUCAAGCUCCAGGGGAUGUCUUUUUGGGCUCCAUAGAUGCGCUCACAUAUUCCACCAAGCAUGCCUUUUGA
Messenger RNA from Arabis nemorensis, 594 nucleotides. The record is from the annotation of a GenBank genome assembly. NCBI's taxonomy places the organism in Eukaryota, Viridiplantae, Streptophyta, Magnoliopsida, Brassicales, Brassicaceae.